GGCAUGAGAACUGGAAAGGAUGAAAAUGUGGAGGAUGUUCUGGUUCUCUGCUCUUGUGGGCCUGGGAUGGUUCUUCCCAGGUUUGGAGUCCCAGAUGGUAUUAACUCAACCGUCCUCCAUGUCUGCAUCUCCAGGAUCAACACUGAGGAUCCCUUGCACAAUGAACAGUGGCUACACCAUCAACAGUGAGAGAGCGCGGUGGUACCAGCAGAAACCAGGAGGCAUCCCACGGUUUCUGUACCAUUAUUACACUAGCACUGAUCAAGGCAGGGGGACUGGGGUCCCAGAGAGAUUCAGUGUUUCUGCUGAUCCCUCCCAGAAUGUCUGGAAUCUAGUGAUCAGUGGAGUUCAAGUGGAAGAUGAUGCUGAUUAUUAUUGCAGCUCAUGGGACUACAAACUUACUGGGAAGAUCACCCAGUUCUCCAACAUGGCUUGGAUCCUCUUAGUAUUCAUAAUCCUAUCUUUCUUUGGUGCCAGUAUUCAGCAGCUACAGAGCUUGAAAGAUCCAGAAUCUGUAGCUCUGGGUGGGAUAAUCACCAUGUCUUGUAGCUAUGGUGGAGGAACCAUCACUGACAACAAUUACCCUUUCUGGAUCCAGCAGAAGCCAGAAGAGAUUCCAAGGCUCUUAAUAUAUAGCACCAGCUCCAGGCCAUCAGGCAUCCCAGCCCGCUUCACCGGAUCCCGGUCAGGAAACACCAUGUCCCUGACCAUCACGGGGUCCUUGGUGGAAGACGAUGCUACUUAUUACUGUGCAGUUUGGACUGGGAGUGGGUGCACAGUCCUUGAUUUGGAUAGAGAAGUGAGACAAAAACCCUUACAGGAAACGAGCUACUUUGAUCAGUCUGGGCUCCUCUUACAUGAAGGAGACUAUAAAUGA
Candoia aspera is the source of this 877-nucleotide messenger RNA. RefSeq lists its product as uncharacterized. The transcript has 4 exons. The record is from RefSeq and is a predicted model, not a curated record. Bases 20 to 877 code for a protein of 285 amino acids. Gene Ontology annotation, biological process: immunoglobulin production; immune response. Lineage: Eukaryota; Metazoa; Chordata; Lepidosauria; Squamata; Candoiidae.